AUGGCGGAUCGGGCGGAGAUGUUCUCGCUCUCCACCUUCCAUUCGCUCUCCCCGCCGGGCUGCAGGCCUCCUCAGGACAUCAGCCUGGAGGAAUUUGAUGACGAAGAUCUGUCUGAGAUCACCGACGACUGUGGCAUCGGCCUUAACUACGACUCGGACCACUAUGAGAAGGACUGCCUGGUGCUCGAGAGAUGUGAGCAGCCCAACGCCAUCUCCACCUUCCAGGACGAUUUCCAGGAGUUUGAGAUGAUCGACGACAACGAAGAGGAGGAGGAAGGGAACGGGCUGGAGGAGGCGCCCCCCUCGCCCUCGGGGUCUCCAAUCCCUUCGCCCACCCCAGAGGAGACCCAGAAGCAUCGCCCCACCACUCUCAACCUGACUGUGACGGGCACGCAGGACUCCCUGAACAACAACAGCGGCUGCAACCCAGCGCCCCCCUUGCAAAGGGCCACCUGGCAGGAGACUUUGCUCCACACUUCUUCAUCUUCCUCCUCCUCCUCCUCUUCGGUGCCCCAUGCUGAGCGAUCCUCCCCUGUGCACCCGUGUCUCCAGGAUAGACUGUGCUCAGACACUCGGAGUGGCACAGGCCCUGGCCAAGCCCAACCUCCUUGCAAACCACCGCUUUAUGAUGCCGAAGGGAACAGCCAGGAGCUGCGGGAGGCCCCACCCCCUGCCCGACCUGGGGAGGACUACAACAUGAACAUCGUCUCCUCCAUGCCCUGCUCUCAGCCUCCUUCAGCUUCAUCUGUCCAGGCCCCCAGGGAGGUUGCGGAAGAUCCCCAAGGUCCCAUCACAUGCCUGGAGUCCCAGCCGCCCACCUUCAGCCCCCAUAGGUCACCGGCAACGGAGAUUUACUGCGCCAGGUUCCAGCGGGAUGCGGCAGGUUGCCAGGAGGCAAAGAAGGUGGCUGGGGGCUCCCCCGUUGUCUUUGCUGGGGGAAAAUCGGGGCAUGGGUCCCCCAUCUCACUGAUUGACCAGGGAGGCUCCCCGCUGUCAGACGCCGAGCCUCCCAAGGGCCGCCGAGACGGCAGGUCUGGAAUGAACCACCCCUUGGGAGACCACGCCACCCCGACCAGAACGGCAGCAGAAUCCCUGAGCUCCGAAGAAGAAAGCGGCCACAGGGGCCGGGCGCCCAGUGUGCGAGGGCCACCUUCCGCCUCGUCGGACACCACAUCCCCCUCAUCAGACCCCGGUAUCGAGGCUGACCUCACCAGCCGCAACUCCAAGUCCUUCCCGCCGUGCAGCCGGCACAGCGAGGACCUCAGCUCGCCUGGCUCCGACUCGGACGUGGAGGGCGAGAUCGAGGCGGCCUUUGCCUGCAGCGGGAACCGCCUGGCCAGCAACAUGAUCUCCAGCAUCUCAGAAACAGAGCUGGAUUUGAGCAGCGACAGCAGCAGUGGACGCUCCUCCCACCUCACCAACUCCAUCGAGGAGGCCAGCUCCCCGGGCUCAGAGGCUGAGCUGGAGGCGGACCUGGAGUCCCGGGGGGUGCUGGGCCUGAAGGAUGCCCUCCUGCUAGACGUGGGCAAGGAGGAGGAGGACGGGGUGGCAGUGGCCCCAGAGAGCCCAGUGGUGCGGAGGGACAGCCUGGCGGCCCUCAAGAUAGAGGAGUUUUACGAGGACCCGUCCGCUCCCAUCGAGCCAACGGACAGGCCCCUCUCGGACCCACUGGACCUGGAGAUUGACCCCGACCACAGCCUGGAGACCCUGCGGCGUUCCUUCUACUUGCCAGUGGGGGCCAAGCUUGUGCCCAAGGGCCGCAGCGACAGCGAUGACCGAGCGGGGAACAGCGAGUACGACUCCGACUCUGACUCCGAGUCGGAGCCGGACCUGAGCGAGGACUCUGACUCCCCGUGGCUGCUCAGCAACCUGGUGAACAAGAUGAUCUCAGAAGGCUCGUACCCCAUCAAGUGCGCCGACGAGUGCUUCCCGGCAGCCCACUCCCUCUCGGACACCAUCUCUCCCGCCUCCGACCUGGAGCCAGAGAUCCCCAGCGAGGCCCUGGAGGAGGUGCAGCCUGGCCCUCCGCAGAGCAUCGAGCUGGUGGACAUGGAGACCCUCCGGUGUUCGCUACGGGAGGAGGAGAAGCCCACCGAGCCAGGGGGCCCGGCGGAUGAGGUGGGACCCUACCUGUUCAUGAGCAACCUGACCAACGACACCAUUGCUCCCGUCUUUCCUGGGAGGCCACUCUCCGGCUGCUGCAAGAGCAGCGGCGGCGGCACCCCAGCCAAGGGCUUGCCCCCCAGGGAGGUCGUGGUCAAAGCAGACCUGGCCACAGGGCCCGAGGACUGGGCGAUCGACGGGGACCUGGACUCUGGCAUUUUGGAGGACAACGACAUGAUUGACGAUGUCCGGUUAGAGGGCAGCGAGGGGCUGGACGUCUCCACUGCCAAGACCAACCGUUGCUUCAGCUUGGCCUACUCUCCCGAGGAGGAGGAAGAGGACGGGGAGGCCCCUUCCCUAGGCAGCCUGAAGGGCUCCCCCUUCUCCGAGGAGAUGCCCCUGCCCCCGCCCACCAUAGCGCUGGACGACUCCCUGGCCUACGACUCCGUCAAGUACACCCUUGUCGUGGACGAAAACACCCAGCUGGAGCUGGUCAGCCUCAAGCGCUGCACGUCGGUGCUGAGCGACGACAGCGAGCUGCUGCGGGCCUGCGACGCUGCCGACGACCUGGAGGAUGCAGGCAGUGACUUUGGGGAGGGGCUGGUGGCGCCGGACGGGCGCAGCUCUUCCUCGGAGGACUCCUCGCCCGAGGCCGACCUCCACUUCUCAAAGAAGUUCCUCAACGUCUUUGUCAACAGCACCUCCCGUUCCUCCAGUACAGAGUCCUUUGGUCUCUUUUCUUGCAUGGUGAACGGGGAGGAGCGGGAACAGACCCACCGAGCUGUCUUCAGGUUCAUCCCUCGCCACGAGGACGAGCUGGAGCUGGACGUGGACGACCCGAUUCUGGUGGAGCUGGAGGAAGACGACUACUGGUACCGGGGCUACAACAUGCGCACGGGGGAGAGAGGCAUCUUCCCAGCCUUCUAUGCCCACGAGGUGGUGAGCCAGGCCAAGGAAGUGACAGGCCUGAAGCGGAAUCCGUGCUGGAUGGAGCGCUUCAACGUCCAGUUCUUGGGCUCCGUGGAAGUUCCUUACCAUCAGGGCAAUGGUAUCCUGUGUGCCGCUAUGCAGAAGAUUGCUACCACCCGCAAGCUCACGGUACACCUGAGACCCCCGGCCACCUGCGACCUGGAAAUCAGCCUGCAGGGCAUCAAGCUUAUCCUGACCGUGAAUGAGUACAGCCGGGACGAGGAGUUUGAGCGCUGCAGUCAUUUCUUCCAGAUGAAGAACAUCUCCUUCUGCGGCUGCCACCCCCGCAACAGCUGCUACUUUGGCUUCAUCACAAAACACCCCGUGCUGAGUCGCUUUGCCUGCCACGUCUUCGUUUCCCAGGAGUCCAUGCGGCAUGUUGCAGAGUGCGUUGGCCGCGCCUUUCAGGAAUAUUACCAAGAGCACCUGGAGUUUGCUUGCCCCACAGAAGACAUUUACCUGGAGUAGGACCUGAGCCCAGAGAGCCUCCAGCUUCCGCACCCCCUCCAGAGACUCUGACCCGGUGUGCCCCACGAUCCUCGACUCCGCCAGCCUCGACACCACCCAUGCCACCAUUUUUCAACCCAGCACCCUGCUGCAGCAGAGGGGAGGGGUGGGG
This is a messenger RNA of Zootoca vivipara (common lizard), 3691 nucleotides long. RefSeq names its product mitogen-activated protein kinase 8 interacting protein 2 (gene MAPK8IP2). Gene Ontology annotation, biological process: regulation of JNK cascade; JNK cascade. Gene Ontology annotation, molecular function: MAP kinase scaffold activity; JUN kinase binding. The record is from RefSeq and is a predicted model, not a curated record. Gene Ontology annotation, cellular component: cytoplasm. NCBI's taxonomy places the organism in Eukaryota, Metazoa, Chordata, Lepidosauria, Squamata, Lacertidae.